CAUGGGAUCAUGGAAAUAACUAAAAAUGAGGGAGUAGUUUCCGUCAAACAAGAAAAAGUAUGAAGAAAACUGAUCAAAAGGGUAGUGAAAUAGUUGGGAAAAUAUGCCAAAGAAUGAUAACAAACCGAGUAUUCCGAACUUCCUUGUGUUUUUAGUUAUCCAGACUUCUAAAAGUGCAAUCUUUGUAACGAGUUUCAGCCCCUUAUUCUUGAACAAUCGCUGUUUCCAUUGUCUUUACUCUUUGACAAUAAAAAGCGAGGGAGAACAACGAAGAAAAGAAGAAGAAUCGAGUAGUUUCUGUGUCUCUAAUGGCAAACUUUUGGGAAUUACUUAAACCCCAGAAAACCCUUCAAAGCCGUUUUAAAGUUCUUUGAACUGGAGUGCCCGAUUUCGUAGUCUGAACUGAGCCAAUGCCCCCAAGGCGCAAUAAUCCUUGGACUUUGGACCUCGACCCUGACCUUUACGGAAUCGAUCUCGACCCUUCUGAUUUUGGGUCGUCUCUUCCCCUGAAAAAGGUCCCAAACGGCGAUAUUUUCUCUGCUUCUCGUGCCGGAGAUGUCGACCGCCUUCGCUACCUGCUUGAAUCCGGCGUUAAUGUCAACGCUCGCGACCAGUGGGACUCUGUCGCUCUUUACUAUGCCUGCUUGGCGGGACAUCUUGACGCUGCUAGAAUGUUGCUCGAGAGCGGCGCUAUAUGUUCGGAACACACAUUUGAUGGCGAUAGGUGUCAUUAUGCUGCGCUUAAUUUGAAGGUCCGGAAGCUUCUGAAGGCAUUUGAAGCCCGACCGCCGCCGCUCGGCCCAUUGCAGACUGCGUUGCGAGAAACUUUCUUGGGCUGUGGGGGUAAUAGGGCUUAUUUAGAGCAGGUGGAGAGCUUUCAUCAUCUUUCAGGCGUUCCUUUCAAUUCGGAUUCCAACUAUGAGUUCUUCCCUCCCGACGUUUCGUUUAUCAUUCAAGGCAGGCCGAUUGAAGCUCAUCGAGUUAUCCUAAGUGCUCGGUCUCCUUUCUUUAAGAGGAAGUUUCAAGUUGACUGGAAAGAUCGCAAGGAAGUUAGAUUCUCAAAGGAAAAGCUAUCUUAUUCAGCUCUAUACUGUCUCCUUCACUUCUUUUAUUCCGAUAGACUGGAAGUUGCCGUAGAUGAUAUGGAAGACCUUAUCAGAAUUUGUAAAGUAUGCAAAUGCGAUUCGUUGCUCAGAAUUCUUGAGAAAGAAUUGGUUCACCAAAAGUAUGCCCAAUAUAAAGCUUUGGGUGAUGUUGACAACUCAGUGAAGCGAUUCAUCUUACAGGGUGUUUCCCUUCCUGAAGAAGACCGUCUUCCAGCAGCAUUACGACGGAUGCUUCAGAUCGCUCUAGCCAACUCAACUACGGAACUUGGACAAGAUUGUGAUUCUAAUGAUUUACAUUUACUUGCUAGUAAAAUGCAGAUCAAUGAUCAUAUGGAUGAUCUUGCAGAUAUUUGUGUUCGGGUCGAUAAAAAGUUUUUCCGCUGUCACAAAGUAGUUUUAGCAUCAAGAUCAGAGUACUUUAAGGCAAGAAUAUCUCGCAUAAAGGAUUUUGGCGAAGGAAAAAAUGAAAUUGCAGUUCAUACUCUUCCAUUUCUCGAAGAACAUGAUUUGAGCAUGGAAGCAUUUGAAAAAAUGAUAGAGUAUAUGUACACAGAUUGUUUGAAGGAUAUAGAUCCUGAUCAGGCAGAAGAAAUGUUCGAUGCUGCUUCACGAUAUCUUUUAUUCCCUCUUAAGCGAGCUGUAGCUGAUGCUUUGCUGCCACAAUUGGAAAUGGUUCCUCCAGCAGAACUGUGCCAAUGGCUAAUACUGUCUGACAUGUAUGGCGUUAUCAAGAUUCGCGAGUAUUGUUUGGAUACAAUAGCUUGUAAUUUUGAGACAUUUGCUGAUACCCGAGAAUUUAGAGAGAUGCUAUUGACACUCCCUCCACCCUCUGGGGAUUCGUCGCUCCGUACAACAGUUCCGAGCGCUCCAGGAGCUGCAGUUAAUACAGAUCAAGGCAACCUUCUCGAUGAUCUACGAGAAAAAUGGCUUGAAGCUGAGGCUGCUGAACUUGAUAAGAGAGAUGAAAGUGCUCUACUUUUUGAUAAGCGUCUUGAAAUGCUAAUGAUCAUAGCUGAACAAGAAAAGUCUGAUGAAACUGGAAAUGAAGAUUAAGCUUUCAUCAUUCAUACUCUGAGCAAUAUGGAACUAACAAAACCUUUGUACGCCAUUGAAUUGAAGAAUUGGAACGUACUAGCUUCACAACAUUGCAUUGAACAAAAUUGAAACACAGACACAAAUUGUAACGAAAAUAGUUCAUCUUUAUCCUUCUUUAUCCUUCCUCACUAAAAUAGGAGCUGUCCACCUGAAAUUGCUAUAACCAACUGGAUCCAGAGUACCCCUCCAGCAACCCUAAAGGAAGAAGAUGGUGACUCCGUCGAUGAUGGAGAAACACUGCCCUCAGUCUUAGCAGAUGGAGUAUCAGCAGCAGGAGCAACGUCAGGGCUCGGUACUGGAGCUGGGGCAGGAGGGAAAUCAGUUCCAAAGAUUGCUUCUGGAAGGAGUACGUGAUCGACUUGGUAAACUGCAACAGGAUCGGUUGAAAGCACGCUACUAGUCACUUUUGUGUUGGUCCAACCUGAGCUUAUGUGGAUAGUACCAGAUGCAUCAGUAAAAUUCAAAAUGUACUGCUCACCGGCAAAUGUUGUAAUCGGACUCUUUUGGCUUAGUUUGUUGAAAUCAGCUAAAGUGUAGUAAUGUGGUAAGCCAUGAAAGAGUAACAGUGACUUGAGCUGGUCCUUGGUGAGAUUGGACAGAGAAGGUUUCUUAAGAGAUGAAAAUGCAGUAUCUUUUGGUACAAAUAUAGUAAUUCCCUCUUCAGAAUCGUUGGCUUGCUUUUGGAAGGUCUCAAUGACUUUGGUAGAUUCAAGGUAGCCAAGGAACUUGUGGAAGGGACCUGCUACUGUAAGCAAAUCAGCGAGGUUGACAUGAUCGCCAGCUGGUGCAGGUGCCGGGGCUGGUACUGGUGCAGGAAUCGGACCAACUGCAGGAGGCUUAGCAGCAGUUCUCGCACAUACUGGUGAAGAGCACAGCAGCAUCAGCCAAAUACAAAACAAGAAAAUCAUAUGAAGUUCCAUCUCUUUAUGUGGUUGUCCCUGAAAUUCACAAAUGCCAUGAAAUUAGUUUCUCGAGAGGAGUAAACCAAUUGAGCCACAAAAAAAAGCAAAAAUGCACAUCAAUUUCUGAAUUCCUUGUUAGGAGAAACAGCCAUAAAAAGUAAAGAUCACAAGAAUGCAAUUGCAUUUAUGCAUCAGAUAAUCAAACGAUUAAAAGGGAUGAAUAGAUGUAACUGAAAGAAGGCAACAGCGGAGAGGGAUGAAGGAAAGUGGAGAAGAAAGAGGAGUAUAUAAAUGAGGAAUGUAGGGAAUGUAAAGAAGAGAAAGUGGAAGUUACAACUUACUUAUUACAACUGGUGAUAUUGCAGAGCCCAGAAGGUGGUUCCAUUUGUUCCUUAUAAGGGAUGAACAAAAUAUUAACAAGACAGAGACAUGUAGGUUGCUCUUUCACUAUCAUACAAACAUCUAAUUAAUGUUGUUUGUCAAUGCC
This is a messenger RNA of Cucumis melo (muskmelon), 3590 nucleotides long. Its product is annotated as BTB/POZ domain-containing protein At2g04740. Gene Ontology annotation, molecular function: protein binding. The record is from RefSeq and is a predicted model, not a curated record. Gene Ontology annotation, cellular component: cytoplasm; ubiquitin ligase complex. The transcript has 6 exons. Lineage: Eukaryota; Viridiplantae; Streptophyta; Magnoliopsida; Cucurbitales; Cucurbitaceae. Bases 411 to 2159 code for a protein of 582 amino acids.